GUGUUUUUUUCUUCUUUUAAAUAAAGUUGGCCAUAAUAUUUCUGAACUGAAAAUGUAAGACCUAACCUUUGGUGGACUAUCUUUUUGGAGGAAGGGGAUUUUGGACACGUUGGUUAUCUGAAGGACCUAGGUUCGGGGAAACAGAAGCAUCGGUCGGUGAAGAAGGGAAGGAAGUCACUAGAUCUACGUGGGAGAUUGUCGAAAAGAACAGGAAUGGUGUUAAGUCCAAGGCAUACCCCACGUUUGUCAGGCCGAUGCUGCAGGAAGUGGUGAUACGAGAGUUUGGAAGAUGCAGGGUAGGGCAAUGGCCGUGCGCUGCGCCCGUGCGGCCGCGCGGGCGGUCACCGAGAUGAGCGUGCUGAGGAAGGCUCUCAGCAUGUGUGCCGUGCAGCGGGACGAGUCGGCAGGGGGCACGGCCACGCACCAGCCGCGGUUGCCUGCGUCGGAGAAGUGGUGGCUGGACGGUAGCGUUCCCGCCUUCCCGGUCGAUCCCGCCAAGGUGAAGAUCAUCAAAGAGCCGAGCGAGUUCUACGACACGCUGCUGGAGAAGUGCUCGACGGCGGAGCACAGGAUCACGUUGGCAUCCCUGUACCUGGGGACCGGCAGCUUGGAGCGCAAGCUGGUGGACGCCCUGCAGGACCGCCUGGAACGGACGGCCGGACGGCUGCGCCUGACCGUGCUGCUGGACCACACGCGCGGCUCCCGGGACCGCCCCAACUCGCGCCACGUGCUCCUGCCCCUGCUGGCCCAGUUCCAGCCGUGCUGCCGGGUGUGCCUGUACCACACGCCUCUCCUGCGGCGGCCGUGGCGCUGGCUGCUCCCGCCGCGCUACAACGAGCUGCUGGGCCUGCAGCACAUGAAGCUGUACUUGUUCGACGACUGCGUCAUCUUCAGCGGCGCCAACCUGAGCCACGACUACUUCACGAACCGGCAGGACCGCUACGUGGUGGUGGAGGGCAGCCGGCCACUGGCGGACUUCUACCACGGCCUGGUGGGGCGCGUCUGCGACUUCUCCCUGCGGCUGGACGCGGCCGACCGCGAGAGCCUGAGCCCGGGCUGGACCUUGCACCCGUACCGCGGCAGUCGGCGCGCCUUCGUCGCCGCCGCCGCCGCGCACGUGCGCCAGUUCUACCAGGGUGCCGCGCGGUGUUCCCGGGAGCUCCCCGCCGCGCCAGGCGCGGAGACGUGGGUGCUGGCGCUGGUGGAGAUGGGCCAGCUGGGCGUGCACUGCGACAGCGUGCUGACACGGCGCGUCCUGGAGAGCGCGGCGCACGGCUCCACCGUGCACCUGGCCACCGGCUACUUCAACCUCCCCGGCACGUACACGGAGGUGAUCCUGCAGCGCUCCCUCGCCAGCUACCACGUCCUCAUGGCGCACCCCAGUGCCAACGGGUUCCUGGGCGCUCGGGGACCGGCGGGAGCCGUCCCGACGGCCUACCGGCUGCUGGCCGGAGCGUUCCUGCGCGCGGUGGUGGCGGCGGGGCAGGAGGCACGGGUGUGCCUGUGGGAGUACCGGCGCGCGGGCUGGACCUACCACGGCAAGGGCCUGUGGUACUCGCGGCCCGGCGAGCACGCGCCUUGCCUGUCGCUGGUCGGCUCCUCCAACAUGGGCGCGCGCUCCGUGCAGCGGGACCUGGAGAGCCAGGCGGGGCUGGUCACGGCUGACCCCGAGCUGCGUGCCCGCCUGGCCGACGAGCGCGACAGCCUCUUCGCGCGCGGCACGCCAUUCCCCCCGCGCUGCGCCGGCCCCAAGGCCCCGCUCUGGGUGUCGGCCGUCGUCCGCUGCUUCCCCCACUUCUUCUGAGCGCUGCCUGGGGCGAACUGUUGUCAGCUACCUUUUCUCUAGUCAAGUGAAUGUCGAAUUGCUUUACGUGUCUCCGGAAAAGUUACAUUUAUGUUGGUUUUUGUUUCCGUCAUUAAAAUUUAUUGUUCUUUGAA
Messenger RNA from Bacillus rossius redtenbacheri, 1938 nucleotides. It is a transcript of the gene PGS1, whose product is annotated as CDP-diacylglycerol--glycerol-3-phosphate 3-phosphatidyltransferase, mitochondrial. NCBI's taxonomy places the organism in Eukaryota, Metazoa, Arthropoda, Insecta, Phasmatodea, Bacillidae. Gene Ontology annotation, cellular component: mitochondrion. Bases 290 to 1804 code for a protein of 504 amino acids. The transcript is spliced from 10 exons. The record is from RefSeq and is a predicted model, not a curated record. Gene Ontology annotation, molecular function: CDP-diacylglycerol-glycerol-3-phosphate 3-phosphatidyltransferase activity. Gene Ontology annotation, biological process: cardiolipin biosynthetic process.